AUGGCGUACAGAGGCCAAGGGCAGAAGGUGCAGAAGGUGAUGGUGCAGCCCAUCAAUCUAAUUUUUCGUUACCUGCAAAAUCGUUCGCGUAUCCAGGUCUGGCUCUAUGAACAAGUGAACAUGCGGAUAGAAGGUUGCAUUAUUGGCUUUGAUGAGUACAUGAACCUGGUUCUUGAUGAUGCAGAAGAAAUCCAUAUGAAAACUAAAAACAGAAAGCCACUGGGCAGGAUCAUGUUGAAAGGCGACAACAUCACACUGCUCCAGAGCGUCACCACCACUUAA
Molecule: messenger RNA, 282 nt
Organism: Knipowitschia caucasica
Lineage: Eukaryota; Metazoa; Chordata; Actinopteri; Gobiiformes; Gobiidae
Source: the annotation of a GenBank genome assembly